ACGCUGUGAUUCCUCUCCACGUGCACGUUCUAGAUUUCUCCUUAUACACGUUGGCAAUCUCCAACGCCUAAUAUUAACCAAUCACGGUACUCUCUUGCCUGUGUCACAGAUUAUUGCUUUACUAUAAAUCUCACUUUCCUCUGGAAAAUGAAUUAGUGAUAUAAGCGAAUAAGUGAUAAUUCCUUUUGUUUAUUUUGCAUCUCUGCUUAAGAUGACUACCGAAAAAGAAGCUGAAGUUGCUUCCACCGUUGAACAGCCACCGCCUGCGACAGAGGAGGCUAAGCCGGCGGAGACUAAACCUGUGAAGGAGAAGAAAACCAGAGCUCCAAGAGAGAAGAAGCCUAAACAGCCUAAAACUGCUUCUCAUCCUCCAUAUUUUCAGAUGAUCAAAGAAGCUCUGCUGGCUUUAAACGAAAAGAGUGGAUCGAGCCCAUACGCCAUAGCUAAAUACAUGGAAGAAAAGCACAAAGCAGUAUUACCAGCAAAUUUCAAGAAAAUCUUAGCUUUACAGUUAAAAAACUCGGCUGCUCGAGGAAAGCUGACAAAGAUCAGAGCUUCUUAUAAAUUAUCAGCAGGCAAGAAAGAGAAAGACACAACCACCAAAGAAGUUUCAAAGAGUACUAAAACUACUAACAAAGAAAACAACAAACCCAAAACAGCUACGACAAGAAAGACAAGGUCUGUUAACAAAACUGUCGAAGCUGCAAAGAAGCCUGCAAAGAGAGCUGUUGGAGCUAAGAAGACAAAGAAAUCAACUCCUGCUAAACCUAAACAGCCCAAGUCAAUUAAAUCUCCUACUGCUAAAAGAACCAAGAAGGCUGCUGUUGCUACUGCUUCUUCUUGAGCGUAGAAAAUGGAUAAAGGAUGGUAAUUGUAUUAGGAUUAGCGAUAAUAAUAUUAUGUUGAUGUAAAUAAGAGAGAGUGUGUGUCUGUUUGUUUAUGUUUAUGUAUGCCCUGUUUUGCACAUAAUGGGUAUUGUUUUGUUUUGUGAUCUCUGAAAAAUUAGGGCUGAUGGAACUCUGUUUUGUGCUGUGAUGUUAGCUCCUGCUUUUUUAUAUAAUAUAAAUCUGAAUUUUUAGAGCUGAAUUAAAUAAUUAA
Jatropha curcas is the source of this 1098-nucleotide messenger RNA. RefSeq names its product histone H1-3 (gene HIS1-3). The record is from RefSeq and is a predicted model, not a curated record. Gene Ontology annotation, cellular component: nucleus; nucleosome. Gene Ontology annotation, biological process: nucleosome assembly; chromosome condensation; negative regulation of DNA recombination. Gene Ontology annotation, molecular function: double-stranded DNA binding; structural constituent of chromatin; nucleosomal DNA binding. NCBI's taxonomy places the organism in Eukaryota, Viridiplantae, Streptophyta, Magnoliopsida, Malpighiales, Euphorbiaceae.